GCACCCACUCGAAAAUUUUCCAUCCACCUCUACAAAGAAAAAUUAAAUGCUUUCAUACUACUUUUACUAGUAACAACUUUCUUGAUACUUCAGUCAGAUAAUAACCAUUAAAGAUGAUUGAACCAUCAUUAAAGGCUUUAGCUUCCAAAUAUAACUGUGAAAAGUCUAUCUGUCGUAAAUGUUACGCCAGAUUACCACCAAGAGCCACUAACUGUCGUAAGAGAAAGUGUGGACACACUAAUCAAUUAAGACCAAAGAAGAAGUUAAAGUAAACUAUUCAACCUUACAUUCAGCAUAUUUCAUGGUAUAUUCUUUUAUUAAUUCCAUUCCUGUUCAUUUAAUGAUAAUGAAAAUGAAAAAGAAUAAUUAUUUCGUUAAAUUCCAAUAGAUGAUAUAUGGGUUUUACAUUGUGAAUAUUAUUGAUGAAAGAAUUGUAUUUAGCUUAGUAUGUUCAUUUUAAUAUAAAAUCUUACGUUAUA
Scheffersomyces amazonensis is the source of this 479-nucleotide messenger RNA. It is a transcript of the gene RPL40B, whose product is annotated as Rpl40bp. Gene Ontology annotation, cellular component: ribosome. The record is from RefSeq and is a predicted model, not a curated record. Lineage: Eukaryota; Fungi; Ascomycota; Pichiomycetes; Serinales; Debaryomycetaceae. Gene Ontology annotation, biological process: translation. Gene Ontology annotation, molecular function: structural constituent of ribosome. The annotation marks the transcript as partial. The transcript has a single exon.